Messenger RNA from Penicillium maclennaniae, 366 nucleotides. RefSeq names its product CTAG/PCC1 family protein. Lineage: Eukaryota; Fungi; Ascomycota; Eurotiomycetes; Eurotiales; Aspergillaceae. The record is from RefSeq and is a predicted model, not a curated record. Bases 1 to 366 code for a protein of 121 amino acids. The transcript is spliced from 2 exons. Gene Ontology annotation, cellular component: EKC/KEOPS complex.
AUGGGUGCUGCACAGCUAUCUGAAAGCGAAUUCCCUGUCUCAGUAACCCUCUCCUUCCCUUUUCCAACUCAUCGCCUCGCUUCCGCCGCACUGCAGACUAUCGAGGUCGACACCGAGCUGUCCCCGUCCGUGAGACGCACCAUGACUCUCACAGCCCCAGCUUCCGAGAACGGCGACGAACCACAGGGAAAGAAGCAAAAGCAGGAUCCUGAUGAGUCGAAAAGCGUGCUGCAGACUACCUACCGUGCCACUACCAAUCGCAUGCUGCGUGUUGCGGUCAAUGGAUUCAUGGAGAGCUUGGGAGUGGUUCUCGGCGUCAUGAAGGAGUUGGAUGUCGAUGUGCUCCGGGCGGAGAUGGAAGAUUGA